UGAUCUGAUGAACGGAUAUAGAAGUUAUCACAAUCAAUAUUAAAUUCAAUUCUGGGGCGAUAAGGCCAGUCAUGGGUACGAUAUGUUAAUAGACAACUUUGUCGUGUGAUAUCGCACGUUUUCCUCGCACCUGUAAACAGUUGUGUAUUGCACGUGAUGGACACGUGGGGUUAUGACAGCUGACGGGCAUGUGUGUUUAGUGAGAUGAGAGCCACGUCGAUUUCAGCUGACACACGUGUACAGGUGUUAGAGGCGAAAUGAAGCGGUGUCAAUUUCGUCAUUGGGUCGACCACUAUAUAAAGGAUUCUUAACUGGAGGAUAAAUAGCCAUGCGGUUCCAUACACGUUCGAUUUCACGUCAUGGCCAUACUCUAUAUUGACAGAGAUAUCUAUUUAAUGUCUCCAACCAGAGAUUAAAGCUAGCAGCGAACAAAUAAAUUCAAUAACAUGGAUAAUUCAUUGACGGGGGUUUGGGAACAAAGAGAGCCAUCGGGCUUGACAAACGCUACGACGACGGCGAGGAUCCCAGGGGACAGGAACACUGUCGACGAGGGUGGAGGAUCUAGGGACAGAAUACGGGCGGCUUCUGAUCCUGUGGGGUCGGGACAAGGUUACGGUGCCAAGAGGAGUGACGUGAUUGAAGAAGAAGACGAAUCAGAAUCGAAAGAAAACUCGAGACCAAGCAGCGCGGAAAUCCGUGGUCUGGAAAACACUAGAGCUGUGAGUCGUGGUGUUAGGCCAAAAUCCCCCGUCGACGAUGGCGUAACGACAGAAACCGACAACGCCAUCGCAACAGCCGAGGCUCUGACUGAGCUUAUCGAAGAACGCCUCCGAAGCAUCCGAGGUAAUUCUAAUGUUGGACAAAAGAGACCAUUAUCUGGAAUAAAGUCCCCAAGCAGACCUUUAAGCGGAAACGGUCAAACUGGUCCUCCUUUAAAUGGUGAUGGUAGGAGGAACAGGCCGUCUAGUGGACACAGGCUACGUCAAUUAAGUGGGACGCCGGACAACAGCGGGAACAACUCUGGACGUCCGUUAAGUGGAACAAAAUCUUCAAGCCGACCUCAGAGCGGAAACUCCCGACCCUCGAGUGCUGUAGGCAGUUCGGGUCGGGUUUUGAGUGGUAGGGAGGCCCGUCUUAAUGCUCAGAAUGUAACAAGGCCUGCGACUGUUGUUAUCAAGAACUACGUCGACUCCGGUCCAUCGAGUGGUGUUAACAAUCAAGACACAAUAACUGCCAUCUUGCACACGGGCCCUAGACCGUCGUUCAGGACCUUCUUUCAGGUUUCCGACACUGUAACCCGGAUUCGGAAAUGGAGCCAGGCUAAGUACCGUCGUCGCCAGGCCUUGGAAUCCAGAGGGUCUUCGGAAUCGAGAAGAAGCAAGCGUUCGAGUGACUCGCGGAGAUCUCGCCACAGCACUCGACGUCUUCAAGAGAUGGCUGAUGCUGCUGAAAGUGCUCAGGAAGCGGAGGCGGCUGCCAAGAGAAGGAGGACAAGAACCUUCGCAUGGUACUCCCGAGUCAUCAAGGCCGUUGUCAAGCUAUGCCUGGACAUGCAGAAAUUGUCGAUGCAGAAGACAGAACAGACGCCCAUCUCGGAGAUGUACUACAUCAACAUCAGCGGCCCCAGCACCGGCAACGACGACCCCACGCAACAACUGUUCUUUGACAAGUCCUGGUUUUCUAGGAAGAGAGCGACAUCACGAGUGCCGCUGUGGGCCCAGGCAGUCACAAUCAAACACCCCAGGUUCCGGACGGAGGAGGACGUUCAGAGGUUACAUACGCUCCUGCUGAACAUGCGCAGUUUCAAAGAAAAGUUCACAGAGGACAUGCGUCUGAAGAUGUGCAAGGUCGUCCGGUACACUCAGUGUGACGCAGGCCGGGUGGUACUGAGACAAGGCCACUAUGGACAAGACUUUUACUUCAUCUUCACCGGGUCCGUGUUCAUCCAGAUAGACUUGGAGGACCCCUACACCGGCAACGUCACCACCACCACCGAGAACAUCAUCAGGAACGGAGAAUCCUUUGGGGAAAUCGCCCUGAUGGGUGACGGCGAGCGGUCGGCCUGUGUGAUCUGUCGGGAGCCCACUGAGUUGUUCCAGAUUGACAAGACCACCUUCAUGGACGUGUGCCCGGGCAUCUUCAAAGUAGAGCUUUCAGAGAAGAUGGCAUUCGCAAAGAAGUUCCCAAUCUUCAAAGGCUGGGACCCCGAGCAGUUCGAGAGCCUGUGUUUUAACUCCCAGGUGCUCUACAUCCCCCACGGCCGCACUAUAGAGCAGGACUGGUCAAAGGCCAACUACGUCUACUUCGUCAUGACCGGACGGGUGUCACUGCUGAAGCGGUUCAGUGUCAGCGACAUGUUGGACCUGACCGCUAAGGGCAUGAUGGACAAGGAACUGCACUAUCGGAAGCCGGACAAUGAGGAGGUCGGCGGAGGAAGCAGGACGAAACAGGCGUGUGUAGGCUGCAUCAGAGAGGGAGAAAACACGGACCUGCGUCUUCUGUCGCUGGAGCCGUCUACUUCCAUUGUCCCCAUCACACUGAUGAGCGAAGGCGUGAAGCUGCUCAGGGUUGCUGUGAGGACAUUCAAGAGGAUGUGUCCUCGCAGGCAGGUGGAGGACUACCUGAAAAAGGACUACAUGCCUAUAGAUAUCCCGACAAACUCUGAGAUCUGCGAGAAGGUAUUCAAGGACACAAUCUGGACGUCGUACAAGAAGAGUGUGGUGCGGACGGUGGAGUUGGAACAGUCGGGGUUUGCCAUCGCUCAUCUCCCCGCCACGGUGAAGGGGACGAGUGGAUGGGCGCGGUGGCCUGGAUUCGAUGACGAGGCAGAGGAGAAAACAGGACGCCUCACCUGCAAGACUACCAGAUCAUAUGUCGAUCCUUUCAUUGUCGUUAAAACACCUAAAGCGAAGAUUCGUCCAGAAUUACCAGUGCAGAGGAAGGCGAAUGAGAGGGGUAGAGAAGUGAAGCGUGAUAUCAUCGUGGAGACGGAAGAGGAACACGGGAUUCUCCCUAUUGUCAUACAGAAUGACCGCUCCAUGAUCAGCAAACCGCGCGGAGUGACCAACGGCAUGGAGCUGAGGACAAACGUCAGUCGACUGAUCCGGCAGGAGGAGAUGAACCCCAGCACCAAGAACGUGUUCCUGACUGAGCCGGAGAAGGAGUGAACAGCGGUGGUGAAUAGCAAUGCGAAUAGUGAUGUGAAUAUUGACUGUGAAUAAUGUACCUGGAGUGAUACUCAAGAUACAGGUGAGCUAUGGUGGAGCCACGUAACAUGUUGGGUUAUGGGUGAAAUGUGGUCGAGCCGGAUUAACGGUGUCCGGAUUAAUUAUGUCCGGAUUAACGGUGUCCGGAUUAACAGGGUCCGGUUUAACGGUGUCUGGAUUAAUGAUGUCCGGAGUAACGGUGUCCGGAUAAAUAGGGUCUGGAUUAACGGUGUCCGGAUGAACGGUGUCCGGAUUAACGGUGUCAGGAUCAACAGGGUCCGGAUUAACGGUGUCCGUGCUAACGGGGUUUGACUUUAUUAUUGAUCUGUCUGAUGACUUUAAGGAAGAAUGAGGUUCAGAUUUCGUUGGAACUUAUAACAUGGAUAUGUAUAGAAAGUAAAACUAGGACGACACUAAACCAGUACUGAAGGUCAGUCAGACUGACAGUGAGAAGUUCAACAGACAGCAAACAAGGGCAGCUAAGCCAACAUUGUGCCUAUGAUGUAGACAGUCCUUCGAUGAAUAAGCAACACUUAGUAAUUGCUGGAAAGGGUGCACGGGUGGCUCAGUCGCCUAAGGCGCUGCAAUUCGCUUUGCGGAGUUGCGUGCCUUGGACACACCAGAAACCUAUGAUUGUGGGCUCGAGUCCCGGUUCGCCCCGAUUAUGUUUCUAGGUUUGUAAGCACCAUACCGGUGCUCGUGGGUUUCACCGAAGUGGUAAACGUCUCAUGCUGUAAUCCAGUUUGCUUUUUUCAUUUUUCGUUUUUAUUACAUUGCCAACCUUGGAUCUUCGUAAACAUAAGUCAGCUGUUGUGGACAAUACAAAUUGGAACAUUAAUUGCUGAGUAUGAGUGCUAUGAUGCCAGUCUUUUAAAGUACACAUAUGAGUGAAAGGUUACCGUCAUCGCUACGGGACCGCCUCCGUGGUCUAGUGGUAGAGCGUCCACCCGGAGAGCGGAAGUUCCGGGGUUCGAUCCCGGCCGCGUCAUACCAAAAGACGUUAAAAGAUGGUACUUGUUGUUACCCUGUCUGG
This is a messenger RNA of Haliotis rufescens (red abalone), 4239 nucleotides long. RefSeq lists its product as uncharacterized. Lineage: Eukaryota; Metazoa; Mollusca; Gastropoda; Lepetellida; Haliotidae. The coding region runs from base 447 to 3167 and encodes 906 amino acids. Gene Ontology annotation, biological process: spermatogenesis. The transcript is spliced from 11 exons. The record is from RefSeq and is a predicted model, not a curated record. Gene Ontology annotation, molecular function: cAMP binding.